This is a messenger RNA of Drepanopeziza brunnea f. sp. 'multigermtubi' MB_m1, 345 nucleotides long. The record is from RefSeq and is a predicted model, not a curated record. Lineage: Eukaryota; Fungi; Ascomycota; Leotiomycetes; Helotiales; Drepanopezizaceae.
AUGGCCGAGUAUCUCCGAAAGCCCAUCGUGUCGUUACUUUGGCUCUGGCCCGCUCUAUUUGGAGUUCAAAUUGAGAUCUGGAAGCGCAGCUUUGAAGAAGCCCCUUUGGCGAGCAUGAUUCCUCACUUUGGCAUUAUUCAAGUCCAAGUCCAGUCCAAGUCCAAGUCCACCCAGAAUCCCACCUUCCGCGACAGUUCGAUCCCAGAGCUGGAAGGUACUGUCCGAGUCGACCCUUUCUCUCUCCGUAGGCCUGAUCCACAGAUUGAUCACGAUUCCUGUAGCCACAGCAACGACGAUGCCAAGUCGGGUCUGGAUCUGGCAUCGACGACACAGCUCGGGUCCUAG